Molecule: messenger RNA, 1746 nt
Organism: Parnassius mnemosyne (clouded apollo)
Lineage: Eukaryota; Metazoa; Arthropoda; Insecta; Lepidoptera; Papilionidae
Source: the annotation of a GenBank genome assembly
AAUACAGUAAACAAGAUGAAACACAUUUCAAUAAUUUUUGUUUUCUAACGGCGAUCGACGAGAGCUAUAGAACUAUAGAAAAUACUAAUAGAACCAAGUUUAUUCUAAAUCUAUGAAUAAAACUCUCCACCGAGCGAUAUCGUGGUAUCGGCGAAUGAAAAACGCUCUUAGAAUUUUAAUUACCCAGUGAAUCUGUUGAAUUUAAUCUUCCAAAUCCAAUAUAAUAAUUUAGUGAAGUAAUAUACUACCACAUACUACCUACUCUUUAACGAGAGAUAGUGAAUCUACAGUUUGUGGUCUCUAAAAUGCCUAAACUAAAAGAUACGCGGAAAAUGUAUUCGUCACCUCAAAAUGCAGGCUAUACGAAAAAGGCCGAUGUGGUUUCCGCCUCCACAAGAAAAUUCAUAAGUAAGUGCAAUCAGGAGAAUAAACCUGCAAAGUCUACGAAUACGUCCCCAGUUGAUGAUUCUUCAGAAAACAAUACUCGAUCAUUAUUAGAGAAAGAAAAUAAUACAACACCUAAACCAAAUAUUAUAAGGGAACAUUUGAUGCCAUCACUUGCUGAUUUAGAAAAAAUGUUUGAAGAUUCUGAAAACAGCCAGCAGCUGCCAUUGACAACAUCAGUAACUUCAGAGAAAGGUGAAAAAUCUCAUCUAAUUCAAAAAAGCAAUGCAAAUGACAUGCUAUCAUCAAUGGACGAAACUAUAAACGAAAAUAAUAUAAUGUUAAAUGAAAGCUCAACUCACAUUAUUUCAAAUAUUAUUGAUUGUCAAAAACCUGCUGAAAUGAACACAAUAGACUUAACCAAUGAUGAAAAUGAACAUGUCAACAGCACUGGGACUAGUAGGAGACACCAUAGAAUGAGCCGUGAUAGUUGUGAUAGUGCAGAUAUUACUAAAACUGUAAUUAAUGAAUAUCACAGUUUACCUUUGCCUAGCACUUUCAGAGAUAAUAAUACCAUUAAAAAACGUUUUGGUGACUGUUUACGUAGGUAUGGUUUUGACUCUCCAAAUUUUCCUGCAAAUUCUGAGGAAAGUGAUCAAUUGGUUUCGAAAGCAAUCAAUGAAGUUUUGUGUGAUGCAAUUAGAGAUGGAACAUUUGACAAAUAUAGCCUAUGUUUCAAAAUGAAAAUAUUGCUUGAUAUUGCAGAACAUGACAAAGUAAAUGAACCUUACAACUGUCAUAGUAAAAGAGAAGCAAAUUCAGGACAGCUGUUAAACAGGACAUCAUGUGGAAGCUCACAAUUAAGUCUUGGUAAUUGCCCAAUCUGCAUGCAUAAUCUAGCUAACCGUUUUGCUGUAUCAACUUUUUGUGGUCAUAUAUUUUGCAUGGAAUGCAUUGAAACAGCAAUUAAUGCUAAUGGGCAUAAAUGCCCAACUUGUACAAAGGAUUUAAUUGAUCCUGAGUAUCAUUUCAUUUUUCUAUAAACAAAAAAUAAUAUUACCGUUGAUCUUAGUUUUAUAGUUUGGUACUUUUUUCAAAUUAAUAUUCAAAGGCUCUGAAGGUGAUGUUUUUUAUUAUUUAUUAAGAAAAAAUGUAUGUACCUAUAUAAGUUGAUGUGAAAAUUAUAUCUAAUCAAAUAUUAUUGUAACCAGUAUUAAUAUUUCAGAACCUACUCAUUUUCCAUUUAGAUGGCAAAUAAGUUAAGGUUUUUUUUCAACUAUUUUGUGUCUACACAUAUAAAAGGGAUCACUAAUAUCCCAUUUGAUAAUUCUAAUUUUAAUAAAUUCAUAAAAUUUGUGGUUU